Molecule: messenger RNA, 3457 nt
Organism: Larimichthys crocea (large yellow croaker)
Lineage: Eukaryota; Metazoa; Chordata; Actinopteri; Sciaenidae
Gene: il6st
Product: interleukin 6 cytokine family signal transduce
Exons: 10
Coding region: 282-1832 (516 amino acids)
Cellular component (GO): membrane
Molecular function (GO): cytokine receptor activity; protein binding
Source: RefSeq, a predicted model, not a curated record
GUAGGGCGCGUGGUCGAAACGAAUGACUCGCGCCCAUCCGCGUGCUGUGAGAUCCGUCGGCGCGGCGCGGCGCCUCGAGGUCUUGCGACACAACUUUCUUCUGACGGGAAGAGGAUGGCCCUGCCCCAGAAGCACCGCCGAGCCGCCGCCGACGGGACGGAGCACAGCUGAAAGUCAUCCUCAUUAUUUCUGCUUGUCGUUCUUCGGUUUUAGACGAAAAGAAAACAUGUUUGUAAUCUAGCUAAAGUUCCACAUGGACCAGAAGUGACACGUUCGUCAUCAUGGAGUCUGCCACACUGUUGCUGUUGGCCUGCCUAGCCUCUGCGCCCCCUGCCCGAGGAGUCAGUCAUUUGGUGAUAGCUCCACAGUCUCCAGUGCUCGAGAUUGGAACUAACUUCAUGGCUACAUGCAUGAUCUUCAACACAUCUGAAGUCACAGCAGACGACCUCGACUGGAAGCUGUCGGAGACUAUUAUACCCAAAGAGCAAUACACAAAGAUCAACAGCUCAGCUCUCAAUGUCACUAUCCGCAUCACCACUGAGAACUCCGAAUGGCUGUUUUGCCUCUGCAAGGAAAAGCCAGGCUAUGUUUCCCUGAAUAAAGGCAAAUUUAUUCAUGGGAUCUCCCUGAAGAAAGGCUAUCACCCAGGGAAGCCUGAGAAUCUGUCCUGUAUAGCACAUCAGGAUAAAACAGUCAUCUCUAAAAUCAUCAUGUGUAAGUGGGACCCAGUAGGACGUCAAACCACAGAUGUCCCAACAACGUACACCCUGAAUGUUAAAGUCAUCCCCAGCGGUGAGUUCAAGAAUGAAUCGACUAGUGAAAAUAGUACCCAAGUGGCUCUGGAGAUUUUCCCUGAUCAUUUGAAUAUGGAGAUCUGGGUGGAGGCACACAAUAUACUGGGAAGAAUAGAGUCUGAGCAUCUGAAAGAAGAUGCUGGCUGGUUUGUGAAAACGAACCCUCCAUCAAAUGUUAUAAUAAUUUCAGAGGAGAGUUUUCCCACCUCCCUUCUCAUAAACUGGACUCAUCCAAUAGCUGAACCAUAUUUGAAAUUAAUAUAUAAAAUCAGAUUCUGCCCACAAGGAUCUCAAAGUUGGACUGAUGUACCUCCUGCGGACACUGCCAAGGACAUACAGUCCUUCAGACUACAGAACCUUCAGCCAGACACCGUUUAUGUUGUUCAGGUGUCCUGCAAAAAUGCCAGAGAUCGCCAUGGUUACUGGAGCGACUGGAGUACCAAUGCAACCAAAAGAACACCAGAGGACAAACCUUCCAGUAAACCAGAAUUAUGGACAUUUGUUUCUGACGGUGGCAACAUAAAUGAACAACGAGUGCAGAUUAUUUGUAAGGAUCCUGUGUUCGCCAACGGAAAGAUAAACAGAUUUGAAAUGAAGAUUCAAGACCUAGAGGACAAAGGCAAGAAUGGGAGUUGGAAGUGGGAGAGUAUUCCAGUGAACAGCAGCUCUAGCCAGCACAUCCUGAAGGAGAUUCCCCUGGCUGACAAGAAGUCCAUCAAAGUGUACGUUAGCGCCUUUAAUUCUGCAGGACAGUCUCCCGAGGCAGUGUUAGUCAUCCCUGCGAAAGAGCUUGCCCCAGUGGAAGAACUGAAGGUGUGGCCCCAUGAAGGCCAGCUGCAGCUGGGAUGGAAACCCCCCAAAGGUCGACCCGUCUCAGAGUAUGUGGUGGAGUGGGUCAGUGGUGAUCAGAGAGACUGGCAGAGGGAAAACAGAAACACCAGGCACACUUUCAUUAAAGGUAAUCUCUUUCACUUCGUUUCGUUUGUCAACAUUUGUCCUGCAUGGGGGGCAGUGUGUGGUCAGCUUGGAUGUACGUAGUUACAAUGGACUGAGGUUUCAGUGUUAACAUUCAUAGAAACAAGUCGUUUGUUGCACUCUGAGAAACCGUCCUUCUGUCUUCAAGGACAGAGAGGGAAAUGUAACCAAAAGAUUGUCUGAAUCAAGUGUAGGGUUGUCACAAUACUAAAAUUUCAAACUCGACAUCGAUACCCAGAAAAAUAUUCGAUACAAAUACUUAAAGGCAUAAAAAAAAUUUUUUAUUAACAUGAAAAACACAAAAAAAGCUUUUUUAAUCUCAACAUGGAACAUGCUUUCCCAGCAGAACCACAGAUGCUAGUUAAAUAAUCCGAAAAGGUUUCCUGCUGACUUGGACUCGUAUUUUCGGUGCUUGUCAAACAGAAGUGGUAGAGUUGCUGUGCUUCUGUUUAGUUGUAGGUCGAGUUUUCUCUGCUUCACUCUGCAACUGUAAGAGAAAACAUUUGAGUAACAUUAGCCAGCUAAAGGCUGCUAGCCGCGGCUAAUGGCAAAUAAAAAAAACACAUUAAUUGAGCAGUAGCAUGCUAGCCACAGCUAAUGACCAACAAUCAACGUUAAUGUGGGCCAGUAAUAAGUUUAAUACAUUCAGUUAAAUGAAGAACGGGAGCUUUACUAACCUGUCAGAAUUCAUCAUGAAGGCUUGGGUGUCGCUCCUCCAGAUGUUUGGCCAAGUUAGUUGUGCAGCUCGACUUCGUUGCCACCGUGUUAAAGCACUGUUUGCACACAGGCUUGGCCUGAUCUUUCGGUUUCUCUUCUUCGUUUGCCUCGUAUUCAAAAUAUUUCCAAACAAGGCUUUUGCCUUUUUCAUUUUCCACCAAGACUGGCUGCUCUGGCCUUCCUGCAGCCCCACUGGCCAUACUGUCAGCAGAAAUGUGUCUCUGGCUGCCGGACGCUGCCUGUCGAGUGCGCGCACACUGUAGUAUUGAUACAUUGGCAAAUUACUAUUGUAUCAGAUACGCUGUUUGAGUAUUGAUACUUUUCGGAGUAUCAGUAUUUUUGACAACCCUAAUCAAGUGUUAGAAAGAGGAACUAACUUAAUGAUAUGCCCAGUUAGUCACCAACACCAAUGACCAGGCAAUAACUGAGCUAGGAUACAUUGGACGUGUUUGUGCAAACAGUAAUUCAAAAUGGGCUUUCACAAGGAAGUUGUACCAGUGUUCCUCAAAUCAAACAACAGAUUAAAAAUCAAUUUAAAAUUGAAUUAAAUGACAAAAAGAAAGAAACGAACGUGAACUGAGAAGGUCCAUGCUUGCAAUUCUUCUUUUUAAUGCCAUUAUCUCAGUCACAAGUUGAUUAUCACGUUAUCUCAAGAAAACAAAAGACAGGUUUGAUAAUAACCAGAUCAUGUAGGUAACAGAUGUCUUAAUCUUGGAGGUCCACAGAGACACACACAGACACAGUUCUUUGCACAACUUAAUUUACCUCCAAGGUGCAUGGAGGAGACAAAGUUGGGCCUGUGUCUGUUUUCACUGCAGUGGUGGUACAGUGCAUCCCAGAGGUAAUGCUGUUAACUGCAGCUUAGAGGAUCACAUUUCAGUUUGAGUGUAUUCUUUUUGAAUAGAAUUAAUAAACUAGAAAAUUCCCGCAGAAAUUUUGAGAGUGACGAGUGGGCUGUGGAGCAGCUAGCG